UUCCGUGCGUGCUUCUCCGCCGCAUUCGCUCCCUUCCCGCCAGUUUUAAGUUUCAUUUCCAGCUGCGACUGCUGCUUCCUCUUCUCCCAGCUUUUCCCCGAAGUGAAACCAGCUUUCGAAUAGCAGAGUGCCAGCCAUGGAUCCCCAGCGCGGAAAAGCGACGCGGACAGCUCCGAAGGCUAGAGCCUGCGCAUCCAAGGCCUCGGCGCCGAGUGCGAAGGGCGCCGCGAGGAAGCCCAACGAGUCUCCGGUUGUUCCCGCAGCUGCCCGGCCCAACGCGCAGAGGCGCGGAUCCACCAGGUCGUCGAGAUCCCAGCAGAAAGAGAGCGCCCCUGGUCCCCAGGAGAGGCCGCCCGCGCGCGCGCGGUGUGCGGGCGCCAAGAAGGCGCCUCUGAGCGCUGAGGACGCGGUGGACGGGCAGGAGGGUCUGGCGGAGGGGCCGCUGCCUCCUGCGGCCAUGCGGCCGCCGCUUUCCAGGGAUGGAUCUCGCCGCACGGAGGGCGCGCGGUCCGCUCCGGGGCGGAGACCCUGUCCCGCGCCCGCGGUACUCCACGGCCCCGACCCGCUGGUCGCAGCACGUAUUCUCGGCGGGAAGGAGGCGCCGCCCGGCACCUGGAAGCUCCAGGCCGUGCUGGAGAAGUUGAGGCUGAGACGCCAGGAAAUCUCAGCGGCUGCGGAGGUUGUAAACAGGGUCGUGAACCACUUGCUACGAAGAGUGCAGAGCUUCGAGUCCGAGUUUAAAGAUGUCACGCUGCUGCGCGCCGGGAGUUACUACGAGCAAGUGAAGAUUUCUGCUCCUAAUGAAUUUGAUGUUAUGUUCAAACUGAGUCUCCCCAGAAUUGAGCUUCAAGAAUAUGGCGACAGUGGUGCUCAUUACUUUGUGAAGUUCAAAAGAAAUCCCAAAGGAAAUCCUCUAAGACAGUUUUUAGAAGGAGAAUUUUUAUCAGCUUCUAAAAUGCUGUUGAAGUUUAGGGAAAUCAUUAAAGGAGAAAUUAAAAAUAUUAAAGAUACAGAUAUCAAAAUGGAGAGGAAGAAGAGAGGGAGCCCUGCUGUAACACUUCGUAUUACAAAACCUAAAGUAAUAUCUGUGGAUGUAAUCUUGGCAUUGGAAGCAAAAGCCAACUGGCCACCUAGCACCCAGGAAGGCUUGCCCAUCAGUAACUGGCUUGGAAGAAAAGUUAGGAGAAGUCUAAGACAGGAGCCGUUUUACCUGGUACCCAAGCAUGCAAAGGAAGGAAAUGAUUUUCAAGAAGAAACAUGGAGACUCUCUUUCUCUCAUACUGAAAAGUACAUUUUGAAAAAUCAUGGGCAAUCUAAAACAUGCUGUGAAGCUGAGGGAGUGAAGUGUUGCAGGAAAGAUUGUUUAAAACUAAUGAAAUAUCUUUUAGAAGAAUUGAAAAACAAGUUUGGAAACCAAAGGUGCCUGAAUGAAUUCUGUUCUUAUCAUGUGAAAACUGCCUUCUUGCACAUAUGUACCCAGCAACCAUAUGACAAUCAGUGGCAAGUCAAAGACCUGGAACACUGCUUUGAUCACUGUGUGGCAUACUUUCUUGAGUACCUCAGGACAGAACAUCUUAAGCAUUUUUUUAUUCCUGGAGUAAAUCUAUUCUCUCCAGACCAAAUUAAGAAAAUGAGUAAAGCAUUUCUGUCAAAGGAAAUUGAAUAUCAAAGAUUGAAGGGAUUUCCACUUUUUCAGUGAGUUUUGAAAUUACAUUUUUAGAAAGAAUCAAGAAUUAUAGUGACUUUAUAAUAAUUAAAUGUUUGAAGUUUGUCACAGCAAUGAUUAAUGAAAAAAUAUAAAUAAUUACUCAGUUUUCAGUUUGUCUUACUAAACUCUAAUUAGUAUGAAAGGGUUGAUUAUCCUAGUUAAGAGAUUAGUCAAGGAAUACAAAGCAAAAGAGUACUUAAAAUCUAAAAACUUUACCAGAUUGGAAUGAAAAGGAGAGAAUACAUAUCACCUUAAUUAAAAUCGUCAAGUACUUAUUGAUUGCCAUGUCUCGCCUAGCACAAAUGUGUGGAAGGUUGCAAGAGACAAUAUUAGAAAUGAUUAUCGCCUCCAUAAAUCUGGUGGGCUUUGUUCAAUGUACAAAUAUACUUGGAAACCAUGUGGUAAGAUAGGUAAGAAGGAAAUAAAAAAAGUUCUACAUUGUCUCUACAUGUCUCAGGAAAUUCAUAAUCUUAUAGGAUAAUAUUGAGUAAUUUAAUAUAUGUGGCUAAAUAUAAAACUUAUAACUUAUUUUCUCUUAUUUAUUUUUAUUGUUUCCACUUUUAUGUGUAUUUCUGAAAAGGCAAUACAUACACAUGGUACAAAACUCAAAGAAAUGGGUAUGAGAUAAGAAUGUCACCCACUUUCUUCUGUGCUUGGGUAGCAUUUAACCUAGUGGCAGCUGCUGUUUGCUAACUUUUUCCUAUUCCUAUAUUUCACUUUUUCUUUUUGGGUAUUUUAUUGUUUUCUCAUUGUUUUGUAGAAGUUCUUUAUAUAUUUUAGAUACAAUCAAGUGCUACAUAAUGACAGACCACAUAUAUGACAGUGAUCCCACAAGAUUAUAAUGGAGCUGAAAAAUUCCUAUCACCUAGUGACAUUGUAGCCAUGGUAACGUCAUAGCACAGUGCAUUACUCUUGUGUUUGUGGGGAUGCUGGUGUAAACGAACCUUUGCCACCGGUUGUAUGAAAUUAUAGCACAUGCAGUUAUGUACAGUACAUAAUAUUUGAUAAUAAAUGACUGUGUUACUGGUUUAUGUAUUUACUAUACUUUUUAUCAUUAUUUUAAAGUGUACUCUUUCUACUCAAAAAAAAAAGUUUACUGUAAAACGGUAUGCUGUGUUAUACUGGCAGUAGCCUCAUACAUCUCAUGUUUACCAUGUCUCUUGAUUACAUCAUUUUCUUGUGCUUAAUUUAAUCUUGUGUUUUAUGAAUUUAAGAUGGCCUAAGUUUACAGUGUUUAUAAAGUCUACAGUAGUAUACAGUAAUGUCCUAGGCCUUCUCAUUCAAUCACUACUCACUGUCUCACUCACAGCAACUUUCAGUCCUGAAAGCUCCAUUCAAAGUAAGUGCCAUAUACAAGUAUAUCAUUUUUUCUUUCAUACUGUAUUUUUUACUGUACCUUUUUUAUGUUUUGAUUUACAAAUACCAUUGUAUAGUUGCCUACAGUAUUCAGCACAGUAAUAUGUUGUACAGAUUUGUAGCCUAGGGCUAAUAGGUUAUAUAUUUUAUAUAGCCUAAGUGUAUAGCAGGUUACCUCAUCUAGGUUUCUACAAUUGUGCUCUAUGAUGUUCUUACAGUGAAGAAAUUGCCUAACAACGCAUUUCUCCGAAUGUAUACCCACUGUUAAGCGGCGCAUGACAGUAUUUGAUGCUUUAUUGGUUGUCUACAUAACAAAUAACUUCUCCCACUGUCUGGAUUGUCUUUACCAUUUCUAUUUUAGUAAACAAGUUUUAAAAUUU
Pteropus alecto (black flying fox) is the source of this 3444-nucleotide messenger RNA. It is a transcript of the gene CGAS, whose product is annotated as cyclic GMP-AMP synthase. Gene Ontology annotation, biological process: negative regulation of double-strand break repair via homologous recombination; positive regulation of type I interferon production; cellular response to exogenous dsRNA. The record is from RefSeq and is a predicted model, not a curated record. The transcript is spliced from 5 exons. The coding region runs from base 137 to 1699 and encodes 520 amino acids. Gene Ontology annotation, molecular function: 2',3'-cyclic GMP-AMP synthase activity; double-stranded DNA binding; chromatin binding. NCBI's taxonomy places the organism in Eukaryota, Metazoa, Chordata, Mammalia, Chiroptera, Pteropodidae. Gene Ontology annotation, cellular component: nucleus; cytosol; site of double-strand break.